Salvia hispanica is the source of this 545-nucleotide messenger RNA. The record is from RefSeq and is a predicted model, not a curated record. Lineage: Eukaryota; Viridiplantae; Streptophyta; Magnoliopsida; Lamiales; Lamiaceae.
AUGAAAGCAAACCCAUGGUUAGACGAGCAAAAUGCAAAAUUCAAUCAGAGUCGUGAUCUUGUAGCCAUCGCUGAUCAUGAAACCCUACUUAUUCAAACUCCUCUCCUUUGCCUCCUUCCUCCCCAACGUCUCUCUCUCUCUCAAACUUCUUCUCUCUCUCUCUCGCCUCUGCCGGAAACGGCUGCCACCGGCGCUGCUCCGGUCACCGCCGUUUUCAUUGCUCGGAAAAAAUUAGAAGGAAUAGAAAACACGUUAAAGAGGACGGAGAAGUGUCGUCCUUUCGCCGGAUUUCGCCAUCACUGCCGAGCUGCCGCCGAUCUGCCGGAGAACAGAAUUCUAGCCAAGGACAUGGUUUGGGAGAGAAAGUGGGCAUUCAAGAAUAAUGAAUGGCUAUCCGAGAAGCUGCUAUUGUAUAGUAUUAAAUACUAGAGAGUUGAUAAUUACACAUGUAUUGCUACUGUAUAUAAUCAUGUUAAAGAGCAUUAUCUCAUAUAUGUACAUGGACACUUAAUAUUCUUCUACUAUACUUGCUCUUGCAUAAAUCA